Messenger RNA from Pyrus x bretschneideri (Chinese white pear), 982 nucleotides. Its product is annotated as E3 ubiquitin-protein ligase SP1-like. Lineage: Eukaryota; Viridiplantae; Streptophyta; Magnoliopsida; Rosales; Rosaceae. Gene Ontology annotation, biological process: protein ubiquitination. Gene Ontology annotation, molecular function: ubiquitin-protein transferase activity. The coding region runs from base 641 to 982 and encodes 113 amino acids. The record is from RefSeq and is a predicted model, not a curated record. The transcript is spliced from 4 exons.
UUAUAUUAUGACAUUUAAUGUACCGAGUCGUGUUUCUGACACACUAAAAAAUUUCUUAAGUACAACAUAUAUGCUCAUUUCAGACUCACAAAGUAAUGUACAUCGUAAAAAUAAUUUACAUGACUUUGAUGCCAAUAUUGUUACAUUUCUAUAUGUUACUAUUGUUCUUUUAAUUUCAUCAAUUUCUUUGAAGCAAACUUUUAAGUUUCUGUAUUUUUCAUAUUGUUAUACUAAAAAAAAAAAAAAAAAAUUAGAGUUAGCUUCAAUAUCUUUUAAUUUUAUAUAUUUUACAUGACAGUGUGACAGUCCAUAAAAAAUCUCUCGUCCGAGUGGACGUAAACGAACUGAUAUGAGCGGAUCGAGUAUUAGAAUAUUCAAACUUGACACACAAGGCAGGGAUUGUUGUGGUGCAAAACGGGAAAAAAGUUUGAAGGGAAAGGACUUGGAUUCUUCCCCAAGAAAGAACUAUAACAUGCUACAAACACUCUGUAACCCUAAGUCAAGUGGAACUUGGAUAAUCUCCCAACCAAGAACUCCUUUAUAACUAGAGGGCGUCUUGUUGCGUAAAUAAUGAUCAGUUGAAUUACAAGAAGAGAGAGAGAGAGAGAGAGAGAGAGAGAGAGAGAGAGUAGAAAAGAAGAUGGUUUGGAAGGGAUUAGGAUAUUGCUUGGGCGGAGCUGUUCUUUCCUCCACCGGCUGGUUCCUCAACGAUGAUGCAGAUAAGCUUGACUCAGUCCCUCGGAUCAGCCAGUUGAAGGAUUUGGAAAAUCAUGGAUCGGGCACGGUGGUCGCGAUUUCGGGGGAAGUUGGCUCUGAAACACCCAUCGACUGUGAGCUUGGUGGUUUGCAAGGUGUAAUUGUUCGAAAGACAGAAGUAAAGUUGUUGAAUUGGCCAGAGUCUGUUUCGGCAAACAAAACGAGAAAAGAAGUCCCAUGGUAUUUGGUAAGGAUUUUUGUUCUCCUCUCUUUGGUGCUCACUUAA